AUGCAAGCUCCAAAUAAGAAAUAAGCAGUCCAUUACAAGCAAUUGGCAAAGGUGUAUAAACAAUGUGCAGAGACAUAAAAAUUCAUAGAUGAGUUUGAAAAGAAAAACAAGGUUCACGUAGAUAAGUUUGUUCCACUUGAUUAUUUGGAACUUCCUACCAAGAUUCCCAACAUUAUUUCGAUAUCUCUAAAAAACAAGAAGAGGUUUGCUUUGGAGAAUAUUGUCAAAGAUGGAAGUCAAAAGUCAUCAAAAAAGAGCCGCAAUUCUAAAAGUAAACAGAAGGAGAAAGAGCCAUAAGUAGUAAACACUGAAUGA
Messenger RNA from Paramecium tetraurelia, 315 nucleotides. RefSeq lists its product as uncharacterized. The transcript has a single exon. Lineage: Eukaryota; Ciliophora; Oligohymenophorea; Peniculida; Parameciidae. The record is from RefSeq and is a predicted model, not a curated record.